ACUUCCUUGGCAACCAGAAGCUUUCCCUCCUGGCGUCUGUUAUAGUCAACAUUAGUUAGCAUUAACGCAAACUAUUUUCGAAAUAGAAAUCUGAAUUAAAUCGUAUGAACGCAGUUUAUCUCAUUAUGCGACUUUGUAUACACGUUCCCGCAGUUGUGACAAGAAAUGUGACAAUAUUCUGUUGGAAAUGACUGUUACGUUAGCAUUAGCUUGCUAACCUGGCGCUAAUCAACAGUAAGCGGUAGCUAGCGGCAAUCCGCCACGAAGAGGUAAAUACAUGUGUUUUCCACUGCGUAUGUGACAGUUUUGACGGGAUGAAGCCACACAGUUGGUGCCGUUCAAUUCAGAUGCUGGUUGUCUUGUGUGGGCGUUUGACCCAGGCUGCCACAGAGGCAGGGUUCACCUCAGAAAACCCUUUAACUAUCAACACCAGCCCGACACCCAGGGAGCCUCUCAGCCCCGCACCCGGGGAGCCUCUCAGCCCGACGUCUCCUGCCCCCGGGACUGAGACAGAGGAGCCGGCGGCCAGCCCUAACCCCGAAUCCACCGCAACAGCAGCCCUGACUCAGUCUGCAGCUCCAACUGUGGUGACUGGUGCUCCCUUCUCUACUACUGUGAUGACCGAGGCUCCCUCCUCUCCUGCUGCGGUGACCGAGGCUCCCUCCUCUCCCACUGACAGGCCUGUGGUGCUUCCAGAUGUGUGUCUUUGUGAUUUGACUCCAGAUUUCUGUGACAUCGGCUGUUGUUGUGACAUAGCUGAUUGUGGUGUUGCUGACUUGAGGACAAUCUUCACCGGAUGUCCAGAGCAAGCCAUAUCAGGAGUUUGCAUCGAGAAAUGGCUGAUGUUCAAAGCCAAUGUGGAUCCAUCUCUUGUCACUGUCACUGACUCCUUGUUCUGCGUCCGGCCCGAAGAUAAUGCUACAGCACCCCGGCCUCUCCCAGCUCUACGUCAGUAUCCAGCUUUGGGGGAUUCGUACCACUUCUCACCUCCCGGAUCUAAAACCAGUAGCCUCCACACCAGAGAUUUCUACAGGGCUGAUGAUGUUAUCCAGACGUAUUUCUCCGAGUCAUCUGUACGGGGUCUCCUUCGUCAGCCUUCUCCAGGCACCGCCACUGCAUUUUGUGUCAGCCGCAACCCCGCCAAGUUCCUGAGGUCCGUGUCUUCAUCUUGUACCCGCACAGUAACUCCCCAGUCCUGCACCACAGACCCAAGUCUCAGCGCCCGCUCCUACUUCUCUGACCUAAAUCUGAUCAAGCGCCCAGUAGCGGAGACGGCGCCAGUGACAGAUCUGCUGAUCCCAGUCAGUCCUCUCUCUGAAUGGCCUGCACCGAGUGAACAAAACAACUCCUGCGUCAAUGUGGUGAAAAAGGUGGAGUUCAUCAUAAAAUACACAGGAAGAGGGGAGCUGAUGCAUGCAACAGUGAACGUGGUCUUAGCUGAUGUGGAUCCAAAUCAGAUGCUGCUACAGGAGCAUUCUGUAAAAUUCCAGUUAGCAACACCCAGCCCUACACAGGGACCAAUCCCUGCAGUCGGGCUGAAAGUGGGAUCUCCUGUCAUUGGUCACUUUGAUGAAGCAGUGGAGCCACUGACUGUUUUGGGGGUGUCACAGGGUGGGGAGUGUUCAUCUAACCACAACACCCGACCACCCAUCCUCUUCACACACAACACCUUCACUGGCUGCACAUUCAGGUCCCCGUCCCAGAACUGCUCUGCCCUGCGCCUCCAAGCCUAUGGGAUCUUGCAGGGAGUCUCCACUCCUGACCUGAUAGCUAUGAACUCAGGCUCUGAACCAGACUGGACUAGAGUCAUCACCCAGAAGUGCUCUGUCAGCUCGCAGGAAACUUGUCAGUCAGGCUGCGUCCUCCCCCACUCCCUCACCGUCCACGUGCUGUGGGCUCAGCUGGGACUGCGGGACCUGCCCCAGAACUACAUCCUGGGGGCCAAAUACCUUUUCCACUGUCACAAGGUCAAGUGUCCAAUCUCGUCCACGCUUGCCCUCACCACUGAGGUGAAGUUUGUUGACACUACAGUUUACCCAGAACCCCCCAGGGGUUUGCCGCAGCCUGACUGGAAGUUUCCCUUUGGUUUCUUCACCAGAGGAGCUGCUGAGCUGGACGGGCACAUUGUUAGUAACAGUGUCGACAGCGUUGGCAAGGUCACGUGGAGCGCCCUGCUGCUCACAGCGCUGAUGUUAACAGGAUUAGAAUUCCUCACCAGGUAGUCGGCUGGGUAACCAAGGAGCUUUUUGUAUAUUUUGAGAACUGUUCCCUGAAAUCUGAGGACUUGGAUAUUGUAGAAAAUAGUUGGACCAGAAUUGAUUCCUACAUGGUUUAUUUGAGGUUUAUUGCACUAUUUAGCUAUUUAAUUGUAUGCAAAAGAAAUGAAAAGGGAACAUAUUUUCCUAAAAUAACUUUAUUUCAUUUUUGUACAUUUUCAGAAAUACAGAGUUUUUUACAAACCGUUUUAAA
Molecule: messenger RNA, 2469 nt
Organism: Myripristis murdjan (pinecone soldierfish)
Lineage: Eukaryota; Metazoa; Chordata; Actinopteri; Holocentriformes; Holocentridae
Product: tectonic-3
Exons: 14
Coding region: 315-2222 (635 amino acids)
Biological process (GO): cilium assembly; smoothened signaling pathway
Source: RefSeq, a predicted model, not a curated record